AUGACUUCGGCCAGAAUCAGGGUGGUUUCUCACCCAAGGGGUAAGUCCAUCCAUCUCGCCAUCAGCCGAGUGGCUAAGGAACUCUACGAUGCUCUUGCUGAAGCGUCCGGUUUAUCCAUCUAUCGUUUGAGGGUCACCAAAGGAAGCGACUGGACCUUGGUUCCUAAUUCCAAGAAGAUUACCAUAAAGGAGGUCGGAAUUGAGAAUCAGAGUUUGAUUCAUGUCAAGGACCUUGGCCCCCAGAUCUCGUGGCGCACCGUGUUCAUCGCCGAAUACCUCGGCCCAAUCUUGAUCCCGGGGCUUUUCCUCUUCCCACUACGCCCGUAUCUGUACUACAACUACGAUACUAUCACCGAACCGAGCGGCCUUCAGCUGCUGCUCUGUGCGCUGUUGACAAUCCACUUCGUGAAACGAGAGUAUGAGUCCAUCUUCGUCCACCGAUUCAGCCUUGCACUAUUUGCCUUUGGAGAACUGGCGAACUUGAACACCCACCUUGUGCUUCGGGAUCUUCGCCGUCCAGACACUACUGAGCGUGGUGUACCACACGGAUUUGGAUUUGGUGUUGUGACCUGCCCGAACUAUUUAUUUGAGAUUAUCUCUUGGAUGGGAAUUUAUCUGGUUAGUGGGCUGAGCUGGAGCAUUCUCAUUUUCAUCAUUAUUGGAAGUGUACAAAUGGGGCUCUGGGCUAAGAAGAAGGAGCGCCGCUACCGUGAGGAAUUCGGGGGCAAAUACAAGGUUAAGAGGUUUGUUAUGCUUCCUGGUAUUGUUUAA
This is a messenger RNA of Aspergillus bombycis, 771 nucleotides long. RefSeq names its product steroid alpha reductase family protein. The transcript is spliced from 4 exons. NCBI's taxonomy places the organism in Eukaryota, Fungi, Ascomycota, Eurotiomycetes, Eurotiales, Aspergillaceae. Gene Ontology annotation, biological process: very long-chain fatty acid biosynthetic process. The record is from RefSeq and is a predicted model, not a curated record. Bases 1 to 771 code for a protein of 256 amino acids. Gene Ontology annotation, molecular function: oxidoreductase activity, acting on the CH-CH group of donors.